Molecule: messenger RNA, 1421 nt
Organism: Mixia osmundae IAM 14324
Lineage: Eukaryota; Fungi; Basidiomycota; Mixiomycetes; Mixiales; Mixiaceae
Exons: 5
Coding region: 115-1059 (314 amino acids)
Biological process (GO): fatty acid beta-oxidation
Cellular component (GO): peroxisome
Molecular function (GO): delta(3)-delta(2)-enoyl-CoA isomerase activity; enoyl-CoA hydratase activity
Source: RefSeq, a predicted model, not a curated record
CGGUCUGCGAGGCGCGAUCCCGUCCACGACUUGACGGCAAAGCCCUGUCGGGAUGACGCAAGCUCGAGAUCAACCGGUGACGAUAUCACCAGCCCACGCAGGAGAGCAACCAGCAUGAUCCGUGCAGAGCUAUCUGGGUGCCGUGCACUCGCGCGAGCUCGACGAUCGAACGCCAAGCCAUUCGCCUAUCGAUACGCCCAACGGACGCUUAACACCGUCAGCACGCUCCAAGACUGGUCCGACAAGGCCGGAGAGACCCUCUUGACGUUGCAUGAGCAGGCCGUCGACGACGCAAAGAUAUACACCGUCGAACUGAAGAAUGAGCCAGACAAUCGCUUGACCACUCAGCUCGUCACUGCUUAUCUUGAUGCGCUCGACGUUGUGGAGAAGCGCUGGCGAUUAGACUGCCGCAACAGCGACAGAGAGCCUGCUGCAGGCCAAGCAGCAUUGAUCACCACCGGCUUGCGCAACAAGGACAGAUUCUUCUCAAAUGGGCUCGAUUUCGGGGCUGCAAUGGCGACGCCGGGCUUCUUCGCGAGCAGCUUCAACCCAUUGCUAUCGCGCGUGCUAUCCUACCCUUUGCCGACGAUUGCCGCCAUACAGGGUCACGCAUUCGCAGGCGGGCUCAUCUUUGCCAUUGCGCACGAUUACAGAGUAGCCAAACAUAUCGAGGGCGCAGCGAAGGGCAAGAUCAUGCUGAGCACGAAUGAAGUCGAUUUCGGAUUUGGCAUCCCUCAUGCUACCAUGAUGCUCCUCAAGGCCAAGCUGGCACCGCAAGCACUCCGUGAUGCCGUCUUCACGGGCAGGCGCUUCGGUGCGGCAGAGGCACAAGCAGCGGGCUUGGUAGAUCAGCUCGCCCCAUCUGGUCAGGCUACGGUCGAGGCUGCAAUCCGUCUGGCGGCCGCGCUCGCUGUCAAGGCGCCAAAGCAAGCCAUCGGUGUCAUGAAGCAAACAGUGUACCGCACAGAACUAGACCUGCUCAUGACAGAGACAGAAGAUCCUCCGGCCACGCCAGCGCUUGAUAUUCAGGCUGCCCUGGCGCGCCUUGGCUCCUCAUAGAAACCUCAUCACUUAUUAGUCGAAACACGAUGCAUCCGACAUCAUCUGAGCCACGGUCGACAAUCUAUCUUGAGCUGAAGUAGUCGAGCAGGACAUUGAGUGCCUCUGACUCUUCGCCAUAGUUGGUGACGACUGCGCAGGAGCAAGCAACGACCUUGCGUGCAUUGCCCUCGCGAUCAAUCUUGCAGAGACCGCACCAUUCGCCCAACAGCUUCGAGUCUGCUACCUUGAUCAGGUUGAUCUUGUGCUCGGCGCAGAGGGCCUCGACGAGCUUGAUGUAGGCAGACUCCGUGCAGCCCUCGUUGAGGACGCAAAGAUGAGCUUGACGCUUGUCGAGCGCCUUUGCUGCCUCUCUCAGUCCA